AUGUCUUCUCACGCCCCGGCCCACGACCAAACCACGCAUCCCACGAACGCCAACACCAAUACUCACACUCACACUCCUUCGAACCCGAUGCACGAACAAUCCAAAUCCAACACCACACCCUACGUCUCAUCAGACCCUACAACACACCUGCAAGCCAAACCGACCAGCAAACUGAAGGGGGAUAUCAAGGGCGCAGCACACGGCGUGGCCGGCAGCCUCCAGGCCGCGACAGGGACGGUACUGCGCAACCAGGGCAUGGCGGAGAAAGGGUUCGAGAAGAUGAAUCACGAGGAUGCCAGAUUGGCUGCAAAGACCGGCAAGCCUCCAGUAGGCUCAGACACUAGGGAAGAAACCGUGCCGGUGAAUCAAGCAUCCUCGGUAUCAGGGCCAGGGGCAGGGGCUGGGACCGGUACAAGUACAAGUACAUCUACCAUCUGA
Capronia coronata CBS 617.96 is the source of this 438-nucleotide messenger RNA. RefSeq lists its product as uncharacterized. The record is from RefSeq and is a predicted model, not a curated record. Bases 1 to 438 code for a protein of 145 amino acids. NCBI's taxonomy places the organism in Eukaryota, Fungi, Ascomycota, Eurotiomycetes, Chaetothyriales, Herpotrichiellaceae. The transcript has a single exon.